UGACAGAAAGAGGUCAGCGCGAGCUGCCUUCUGAAUAUAAAACUGAAACAUUUGAACUUUCUCUAAAGUUGUAAACAUUAACACUUGCUGGUGACAGCAUCAGAAUGGAAACUUUUCAGCAAUGUACAAUAUGUGAUGAGAUUUUUCAACAAUUAGACGAUUUAGAAAACCACUACAAAGUCCAUGCCAGGGAAAAGAAAAGCGAUGAUGUAGAUGAAUAUUGUCAUGUUAAAGAAGAGAAAACUGAUGAUGUAGAUGAAUAUUGUCAUGUUCAUUUUAAAGAAGAGAAAACUGAUGAUGUAGAUGAAUAUUGUCAUGUUCAAUUUAUUAAAAAGGAGAAAAUUGAUGAUGCAUAUGAAUAUUGUCAUGUUAAAGAAGAGAAAACUGACGAUAUUGAAGCCAUUUAUCAGUGUAAUUUAUGUGAUGAAGAAUUUAAAUCUGAAACUGAUUUAGAAAAACAUUGUGAAGUACAUGUUAAGAAAGAGGAACCUGUUUUACAACAUGGUAAAAAUUGGGAGACAAGUUUUAGUGAGAAUAAUGAAAAAGAGGUUCACAACCCAGAAGAGUUUAAAAAGUGUGAUGUUUGUAGCAGGACCUUUAUUAACAAAUAUUACUUACAAAAUCAUAUGAAAACCCAUACUGUAAAGAGACUCUACAAAUGUGAUGUUUGUGGUAAAUUAUUUAUUAACAAAGAUUUUCUUCAAAUUCACAUGCGGCGCCAUACUGACGAAAACCUUUUUAAAUGUGAUGUUUGUAGUAAAUCAUUUGAUGACGAUAGUGAACUGCAGCAACACUCCAAGAUUCAUUCUAGGGAAAACCCUUAUAAAUGUGAUGUUUGUAGUAAAUCAUUCAAUAGAAAUAUUUUUCUACAAAGACACACUAGAACUCACACAGGUGAAAAACCUUAUAAAUGUGAUGUUUGUAGUAAAUCAUUCACUCAAAGAGGAUCGCUACAGAGACAUAUCAGAAUUCAUACAGGUGAAAAACCCUUUACGUGUGAUGUUUGUAGUAAAUCAUUUAGUGAUGGUAGUGGUCUGCAGCAACACAGGAGAGUUCAUACUGGUGAAAAACCCUUUAAGUGCGAUGUUUGUAGUAAAUCAUUCACUCAUAACAGUGGCCUGCAGCAACACAGGAGAACGCAUACGAGAAUAAAACCUUUUAAAUGUGAUGUUUGCAAUGAAUGGUUCUCUGACAUUAUUAAUCUGCAACAACAUACAAGAAGUCAUAGUGUAGAAACAACUUUUAAAUGUGAUGUUUGUAGUAUAUCAUUCAUUGAUAGUCAUGCUCUGCAGCAACACUUAAAGACUCAUAGUGCAGAACAAUAUUUUAAAUGUGAUCUAGAUUAA
Messenger RNA from Patella vulgata (common limpet), 1346 nucleotides. RefSeq names its product zinc finger protein 664-like. Gene Ontology annotation, cellular component: nucleus. Gene Ontology annotation, molecular function: RNA polymerase II cis-regulatory region sequence-specific DNA binding; DNA-binding transcription factor activity, RNA polymerase II-specific. The transcript has 3 exons. The record is from RefSeq and is a predicted model, not a curated record. Lineage: Eukaryota; Metazoa; Mollusca; Gastropoda; Patellidae. Bases 105 to 1346 code for a protein of 413 amino acids. Gene Ontology annotation, biological process: regulation of transcription by RNA polymerase II.